AUGACCCGAACAACUCCUGUCCAGUUAACUGGCAUUCUCACAGCGUUGAUUACGCCUUUCACCGACGAUGGCAGCAGCAUCGAUGCAGCUCGCCUAAAGGCACACAUUGAUCGCCAAUUCGAUGCCGGCAUUCACGGUCUCGUUCCGGGGGGCAGCACCGGCGAGUUCACCACGCUCACAACGGAAGAGCGCAAACAGCUGGUCGAGCUCACAGUCAAGUAUACCGCGGGGCGUGGUCCCAUUAUUGCCGGUGUAGGGAGCACCAAGUCCUCCGAAGCCAUCGAGCUGGCAGUGCACGCUGCCCAAGCCGGAGCCGACGCCGUCAUGGUAGUUCCCCCAUUCUACGACCCGGUCAACUACGAGCAGCUCCAGGAACUCCUAAGCGAGAUCCAUCAGGCCUCUAAGCUUCCCAUCCUCUACUAUAACAUUCCUGCCGCCAGUGGCUUGACUCUCAGCCCAGAGCAAAUUGCUGGCCUGAGCAACGUUGGCGUGAAGUGGUUCAAGGAUACAUCCGGCAAUGCUCCGGACUUCACUGAGCUUGUCUUCCAUUACGGAAACCAGAUCAAGGCCAUGAAUGGUUGGGAUACUUUGACUUUCUAUGGUAUCGCGGCGGGUAAUGAGGCAGUUAUCUGGGGAGCCGCUAACUUCAUCCCGGAGCUGGCGGUGGAGCUGUGGAAUGCUUUGGCAGUGAAGAAUGACCUUCGACGGGGACGGGAGAUCUGGGCUAGUAUCUGGCCGAUUACCAAAUUCCUUGAAUCUCAGAGCUAUUCCGCCGCGGUGAAGACUGGAGUCGAGCUUAGAGGAUUGAAGACUGGGGGGCUACGAAAGCCGUUUGCUCUUCUCAAGGAGGAACAUCGGGUGGAAUUGCACAAACUGCUAUUGAAUGCGCAGGUAAAGAUUAACUAG
Molecule: messenger RNA, 906 nt
Organism: Aspergillus pseudotamarii
Lineage: Eukaryota; Fungi; Ascomycota; Eurotiomycetes; Eurotiales; Aspergillaceae
Product: dihydrodipicolinate synthase family protein
Exons: 1
Coding region: 1-906 (301 amino acids)
Biological process (GO): N-acetylneuraminate catabolic process
Cellular component (GO): cytosol
Molecular function (GO): N-acetylneuraminate lyase activity
Source: RefSeq, a predicted model, not a curated record